AUUAUAAGAAAGCAACCGUGUUGCAUUGUUUCAAUUCCUGACUAUAUAUUCUACAAGCUAACAUCAUUGCCAAGAUUCCAAAGCACAUGCACUCACCCUAAUAAUGGAGAGGGAAGCAGAAAUCCUAGAGACGCAUACUAGUGCAAAAAGGAAGAAGAAUAACAAGAGCCAGAAUAGUAGGAGGUUUAGUGAUGAGCAGAUCAAGUUGCUGGAGUCUAUAUUUGAAGCAGAUUCAAAGCUAGAGCCAAGGAGGAAAGUGCAAGUAGCAAGAGAGCUGGGGCUGCAGCCGCGCCAGGUUGCGAUAUGGUUUCAGAACAGAAGAGCUAGAUGGAAGUCGAAGCAAAUCGAGCAAGACUUCAGAACUCUCAGAAAUGAGUAUGACUUGUUAGCAUCUAAGUUUGAGUCUUUGAAGGAGGAAAAACAAUCCUUGCUUAUACAGUUGGAGAAGCUAAAUGAUCUUAUGGGAAAACCGAAAGAUCAUGAUGAGAAGCUAAAUGAUCUUAUGGGAAAACCGAAAGAUCAUGAUGCCGACACAGAUGGUAAAGAUCUGGAAGGCUCAAGUAGUAAAGACGGAAAUUGUGAGACUACAGAAGAAAAGCCAAGUCACUUGCAGUCACACAAGAAUAUUGCAAGUAAUGAUGUUGGGGAUGAAGGUCAGGAUCAGCUUAUGAACAUGUGUCAAGUAGAAGCUAUACCUGAAGAUUGGAAUAGAUUUGAUUCAGGCUGUCUGUUUGAUCCGUUGCGUAGCAGUAGUGCUACAUCACAGUGGUUCAAUUUCUGGAUUAACUGAAAGGUUGGAGCUUGAAUAAGGAUAUUAUUUGGUUUGAAGAUUUUUUUCUCAUGCGUUGAGUCCUUCAAACUAAGCAUGAGUGAGGUUUCUCUCCAAAAAAAAGCAUGAGCGAGGUAUGUGUAUAUGGAUCGUGUAUGGCUUCAGACUUCACUACUAAGCAUCCUAAUCUAAGGUAGACUUGACAGUUUCUUCUGAUUUGGCCACAAAGAUGGAAGAACAAUUCGAGAAAGACUAGCUACUUCGAGUCCAGAAAACGCAGACGAAUGAUCAAGACCAAAGAUGUGCUUGUUUGUUCAUCAAUGAGUACUGUAUGUAUGUAAAUGUGAUUGUGAGAUCGAUUGUGAUCCAUGACGUGAAUUAUGUAAUGUAGUGAGUAUUGCAACAAUUGCAUGAAAUAAAUUAGUGAUAUUCUUUCAUCU
Fragaria vesca subsp. vesca is the source of this 1209-nucleotide messenger RNA. RefSeq names its product homeobox-leucine zipper protein ATHB-7-like. Gene Ontology annotation, molecular function: DNA-binding transcription factor activity, RNA polymerase II-specific; sequence-specific DNA binding. The transcript has 2 exons. The record is from RefSeq and is a predicted model, not a curated record. Bases 104 to 790 code for a protein of 228 amino acids. Gene Ontology annotation, biological process: positive regulation of DNA-templated transcription. Gene Ontology annotation, cellular component: nucleus. NCBI's taxonomy places the organism in Eukaryota, Viridiplantae, Streptophyta, Magnoliopsida, Rosales, Rosaceae.